AUGUAUGCCAAGCGCGAGUUCGCUAUAUCUAUGGCUUUCAAAUCCACCUGUCAUGGCUCAGCGUUUUCUGAAACAAGCGUAUAUCACCCAAGCGGCCCGACGAUCGUUAUGCUUAAGUGCGAAUGCGGCGAGCUUUUCAAGGCUCGAGCUGAUCCCAGGCAACAUGGACGGGCAAAACACCACUACAAGUGCCAACACUGCAACCGCAGCUUUAUCUCUUCUAAGAGUUUAAAGCAACACUCUCGGGAUCUUCACAAUCAUCAAUGUGGAUCAUGCAAAGGGAUGUUCAGCAGCCUCAAGUCACUAAAAAGGCAUCAAAAAAUGACUGGACAUUGCUAUUGUCGCUCGUGCAAUCUUUACUUCACGUCUAUUGAUUUAUUUCGACAACAUGCAACCUCUCCUGAUCAUGUGGGGCAAUUUCACUGUUGUGACUGUGAUCGAGACUUUGUGGAUGAAUCUGCUCUAAAACAACAUCUUCAAAACAAGAUUCAUAAGCCUCCUCCGAAGCAUCCGAAAGGAUUUGCAUGUGACAAAUGCGAGCGGGUGUUUUCAAAAAUGGCCUCUUUGGAGCAACAUAAAAAAUCAUUAGCCCACCAUCCCCUCAGUGACUUGGAAUGCAUAGACCCAAAGUGUCGGAAACACUUCAGAUGUCCCUCGUCUCUCUUGCAUCAUCUUGAGAGCGGUACCUGCAUCUCCGGGAUGGACAGAGACCAACUCAAUGCAAUUGUCGUCGCACAUGAUACCAAGCAGAUAAUCCAUACCCAGGAUCACCCGCUUGAGAUCACUGCCUCGGAAGAUAAUGGCAGCAUAUUUUCGGACACGAGCACCAACUCUGAAAUCAUUUAUACUCCCGGGACAUCCGUUUCUUCCCUAACUUUGACGAAUAUUAGAAUACCGCCAGCCAAUGUGCUCAGUCUGAACGAGGGGAACCGUUGUGACGUGUGCUCAAGAACAUUCAAAACGCUACGGGCUCUCAAGGACCACCAGCAAUCACCUGUCCAUACAAGCACUCAAUUCCACUGUCCCAUAGGACUGCUGCGUGGAAAAUUUGAGUCCAAGCCAGUUCAGUCUUUUAGUACGCUAAGUGGGCUCGCGCAACAUCUCGAAGCUGGAGCUUGUGCCGGAGAGAUUGCCAUACUCCGCGAAGCAGCUAAUUACAUCGAGGGCUGUCUUGAAGAUAUGGGCAUUCGCAAAAGUAUUCUGCUGAAGAUUGAAUCGUAG
Talaromyces stipitatus ATCC 10500 is the source of this 1221-nucleotide messenger RNA. RefSeq names its product zinc finger protein, putative. Bases 1 to 1221 code for a protein of 406 amino acids. Lineage: Eukaryota; Fungi; Ascomycota; Eurotiomycetes; Eurotiales; Trichocomaceae. The record is from RefSeq and is a predicted model, not a curated record. The transcript is spliced from 2 exons.